This is a messenger RNA of Ogataea angusta, 1446 nucleotides long. RefSeq lists its product as uncharacterized. Bases 1 to 1446 code for a protein of 481 amino acids. The record is from RefSeq and is a predicted model, not a curated record. Gene Ontology annotation, molecular function: flavin adenine dinucleotide binding; electron-transferring-flavoprotein dehydrogenase activity. Lineage: Eukaryota; Fungi; Ascomycota; Pichiomycetes; Pichiales; Pichiaceae. The transcript is spliced from 2 exons. Gene Ontology annotation, cellular component: cytoplasm.
AUGCAUAUACGCGAGGGCGCGGAACUCCUGGCGGAUAUAUAUUGGCAGGAAGCCAACUCCGUCGCUCCUGGACAAAGGGCGCCCCACGUCUGGGCCGUCUUAGAGCCGUCGGCUUUAGGGCCGGCGAUAAACGUUGGCGGAAAUAUCGGGGCCCCUGAAAAUCAUUUAAAAAUCAGGGCAAUUUUCACUGCUCUCCAUGCCUCGUAUCCUGAUUAUCGGAGGCAGCUGGACGUCACGCUGGUCGAGCCCAAGCUCGGAAUCCUCAAUAUUCUCGGCAUCCCCAAGGCGGUGCUUGAUCCCGAGUUUGCUGCCGAGUCGUUCGUCUCGUUUGAGCGCGCCAACGUGUACUGGGACACCAUCAGGCUGCAGGAGGACAUGCCGUUCGACACGAAAAAGGUGCUGAGAAGCGAGAACGGCGACAAGCCGCACGUCGGCGUCGCCGCCGAGGAGCUCACGUACAACCCCAACCUCAAGCUGCACUUUGUGCAGGGUCACGUGACCGAGCUUCUGGAGAGCGUUGCCAGGGUGCAGAUCGGGAAGCUCGACAAGGGCCGGCUGCCGGAGAGGUACAGGCCGACGAAGCCGGCGGAGGAGGUGGAGAUUCCGUACGACAGCGUUAUCAUUGCGAGCGGCCGGACGAGAAACUGGCCGCUGGACCCGCUCUCGUCGACGGCGGAGGAGCUCAAGAAGGAGAUGGCCGAUUCGACGGCGCAGAUUAAAAGUGCGAGAAAAACGGUCAUCAUUGGCGGCGGCGCCCUGGGCAUUGAGCUUGCCGGCGAGAUCAAGCACCAGUUCCCAGAGAAAGAGGUGGUUUUGGUCCAUCCGCACGCCACGCUGCCACCAGAGUCUCUGCUUUGCGACAGGUUCAAGCAGCAGGUGCUUGAAUUUCUCGAAAAUCUCGGAGUCGAGGUGCUUCUCGGCACGAGAAUUAAAUCGGAGCAGGAAGACGGUGUUCUGGUGACCACGGACGGCAGAACCAUCACGAGCGACCUCACGUUCUGGUGCAACUACAAGAAGAACAACGUGGACUUUUUGGCGAAAAACCAUCCGAACGUGUUUGCUCCCAACGGCGACAUUCUCGUCACGCAUCAGUACGAGGUCAAGACCGACAAGAACGAGGUGAUCGGCAAUAUAUUUGCGGUUGGCGACCUGGCGGACCUGCCGCUGGUCAAGACAGCCGGAUGGGCCUACAGAGAGGGCUGUCAGGCCGGGAACAAUGCCGUGGAGCUGGUGCUGAACAAGGAUAGAGGCGGCUACGAGUCUGUGGACAAGGAGUUUCUCGACAAGGGGGGCAUGCUGUUGGUGGUGGGCAUGGACCAGAGUGUCUGUGAGGACUUCCUUGGGCAGAUUUACAUCAACGAUCCGGAGCAUUUGAAGAUGUAUGAGGACUACAGGCUCAGCAGUAUGUUCCCGACGUACGGGCUAACAAAAGAAGAGAGUGAAUAG